Messenger RNA from Vidua macroura (Pin-tailed whydah), 1227 nucleotides. It is a transcript of the gene CAV3, whose product is annotated as caveolin 3. The coding region runs from base 1 to 456 and encodes 151 amino acids. Gene Ontology annotation, molecular function: connexin binding; molecular adaptor activity; transmembrane transporter binding. The record is from RefSeq and is a predicted model, not a curated record. Gene Ontology annotation, biological process: regulation of membrane depolarization during cardiac muscle cell action potential; caveola assembly. The transcript has 3 exons. Gene Ontology annotation, cellular component: caveola. Lineage: Eukaryota; Metazoa; Chordata; Aves; Passeriformes; Viduidae.
AUGGCAGAGGAGCACAGCGAGCUGGAGGAGCGGAUCAUCAUCAAGGACCAGCACACCAAGGAGAUCGACCUGGUCAACAGAGACCCCAAGCACAUCAACGAGGACGUGGUGAAGGUGGAUUUUGAGGAUGUGAUAGCUGAGCCCCUGGGAACUUACAGCUUUGACGGCGUCUGGAAAACCAGCUACACCACCUUCACCGUCAGCAAGUACUGGUGCUACCGGCUGCUCUCUGCCGUCCUGGGCAUCCCCCUGGCCGUCAUCUGGGGCUUCCUCUUCGCCCUCAUCUCCUUCUGCCACAUCUGGGCAGUGGUGCCCUGCAUUAAGAGCUACCUGAUCGAGAUCCAGUGCGUCAGUCGGAUCUACUCCCUGUGCAUCCACACCUUCUGUGACCCGCUCUUUGAGGCACUCGCCAAGAUCUGCAGCAACAUCCGAGUGGCUGUCCGCAAGGAGAUUUAGGUCCCGGCAGCUGCCCCAACAGCCCUCACACAACCCCCUCUGUGCAGGCUGCCUGCCCUCAGGCACACGGACAUCCCUGUGAGGGAUCUGCACACAGACACCCCUGUCCAGUGAGGGAUCUGCACACAGACACUCCUGUCCAGUGAGGGAUCUGCACAUGGACACCCCUGUCCACUGAGGGAUCUGCACACAGACACCCCUGUCCAGUGAGUGAUCUGCACAUGGACACCCCUGUCCAGUGAGGGAUCUGCACAUGGACACCCCUGUCCAGUGAGGGAUCUGCACACGGACACUCCUGUCCAGUGAGGGAUCUGCACAUGGACACCCCUGUGAGGGAUCUGCACACAGACACCCUUGUCCAGUGAGGAACCUGCACAUGGACACUCCUGUCCAGUGAGGGUUCUGCACACAGACAUCCCUGUGAGGGAUCUGCACACAGACACCCCUGUCCAGUGAGGAACCUGCACAUGGACACCCCUGUCCAGUGAGGAACCUGCACAUGGACACCCCUGUCCAGUGAGAGACCCACACAUGGACACCCCUGUCCAGUGAGGAACCUGCACACCUGUGGAACAGGGGCUGAGCACCGUGGCAGGACCCGCAGCAGAGCUGCCUCUCAGGGAUGCUCUCUGCACAGCAGGCCAGGCUGCUCCUUACUCCAUCCCAAAGCCAGAAGCCUUAGGAGAAGGGAGCCCAUCGUGGCCCAGGGAACAGCCCAGAGACCCCUCUGCCCUCCAAGCCAGAGAGCUCCUGCGGAGGGACAGCAGCACC